AUGUUUGUUAGUCCGCUCUCUUCAGCCGCCGAGAUGGAGGCGCCGCGGAAGGGACGGUCAGACGUCGAAUUCAUCGGCAUUUACACGGGUACCACCGCCGACCUGACGCCCGAAAUGCAAUUCGCGGGCCCUCCGAGCAGCAGGCCGUCGAUGGGGCCAAUCUCCGAUAAGCAGUCAACAACAAAUUGCUUCGCCACCACCUCCAAUUUCUACGGCAGUCGCAAGGAAAAUACCUCCCGGUAUCAGCCGAUCGAUGUAUCAGCCGACUAUCUGCUUUGCCCGCUGAUGGACUUCGGCGGUUUGCUGACCCCAAAAGAAGCCAACGCCGAGCAUAUUGUUUCUACCUAUUGGCAGCGUUGCUGCGUGAUCGAGGGUAAGCUGCUCGAGCCGGACUCUUGCCCGCUGUUCCGCCCGAUUCCGGCGUGUGGCGGGAGCACGGUUUUUGAGAAUUGUGUCGUCUCGGUGACGGGCCUCGACCACCCACUCCGCGAGCAAAUCAAGGAAUUUGUCGUGAAUUUCGGCGGCAUUUUCAAAGCGACAAUGUACGACAAUUCAAUGUGCAAUGAAUUCCUGAACCCGCACGUCUACAUUGGCAUCGACAGCGAAAAGGCCAAGAUGGCCGUCAAGUGGCCAAUCAAGGUGCUAGAUCCGGCUUGUCUGCUCGAGAGCAUCGUCAACGACACGCACAUCUUGGAGGCGGCGUAUCCGUUUGUCCCGAACUCGUUGACAAAGACUGAUGGUCCGGCGCGCUCCUCCUCGAGUUUGGAACUGAGCGUGCAAGUGGUGGACGAAUGUGCUGGACGCGAGUCGGACAUCAGGGACUCCUUGCCGAUGGCGCCCCGGGGGCCUGCUCGCCGAUGCUCGUCUCCGACCCGAGUCAUCGCCACCCAGAAGUUCGCCGCCGAGAGCACCAUGCCGUUGGCCAAAGAGGCCACCAAACAAUACACCAACGAGGCCGCCAUGGAGCUCAAGGAAUUCGGUCUUCCUGUAUUUGCCGUCGACCUGAGCGCCGAACCAUCUCCGAUGCCGGAUUUUGCCGAGGAUGGAGGAGCACUGGCCGAUGUAGAGCUGGAUAUGGAAGAGCGCCAAGUGCUGGCGCUGGUUGAGCAUGGCCCAAUCCCCGGCGUGAAGGUGCACGCCGGCGGCCGUCCGCCUCGCGUGGCCGGGCGUUGUGCCAAAUGCGAGAAGGAGAAGAAAGUCUCCAUGCGGUUUGGGCUCGAUUUUUGCAAACCCUGCGGCGACAUGACCAACUCGACGCGCGGAUCGGAGAAGAGCGAUGCGACUGCGCCGCCAAACUCGCCAAGCGAUUGCUAUACAGGUACCGAUACGCUGAGUGCUUCCCACAGCCCUGCAUUGCACUUCCCUGAUGCUAGCCACCGCCGUGCUGUCCCUAACGGCCACUCGACGCCAUUGAGAAAUAGCUAUGUGCAUUUGCCAAAGAUCGAUGAGUCGGCAAUCUGCGCUUCAUCGACCAACCGUGACCGUCACGAGCACCACGACGUGUCCUUUGACCUAUCCUCGGCAAUUGACGAAGCCGCCAACAAAAUCCGAGAGGAGAUCCGCCCGGAAUACUAUCAUGUGUUU
Molecule: messenger RNA, 1584 nt
Organism: Mesorhabditis spiculigera
Lineage: Eukaryota; Metazoa; Nematoda; Chromadorea; Rhabditida; Rhabditidae
Source: the annotation of a GenBank genome assembly